AUGAUUACAAAUUCAAAUUAUCCCAAGAUGGUCAGUGAACGAUCUACUAGUGAACAACGUGGACCAAAUUUCUUAGCUAGACCAAUUAGACCUUUACCAUUGUCUGGGCCUAGUCGAGCUGCAUCAGCAGAGAACAGACGUAUGCCAGUACCAUGGGGUAUGAAUAACAGUCCACAAGUUAUGAACAAUUUAUCAAAACAUCAGAACCACCCAAGGUCAAGUCCAACAAGUUUAUCUUCAUCAUCAGCCUUGUCAAUUGAUGAAAAAUCUGGUAGUGUAUAUAACUUGAAAUCAUUGGAAAAAUUUGCUCAUAUGGGUCAACCUCAUGUUAUUGCAUUGUAUAAUUUUGAAACUGGAGUAGAAGGUGAUUUAGAAUUUGAAGUUGGUGAUAUUAUAAUGCUGGAAGAUGUUGUCGAUGAAUCAUGGUAUAAGGGCAGAUCUAUAAAAACUGGUGCUGUUGGAAUAUUUCCAAUGAAUCAUGUGGAAGUGAGGAUCCCCUUGUCAUCUGGUCUGUUUACAGAUACACAACCGAAAACACCAUUGAUAAAUCCUGCUAAAUCGAAUCAUACUUCAAAUACCACCAGGACUUAUUCAAAUCCAUCUUUUAGGAAGAAACCUAUCCCACUGCCGAAAACAGUGAAUCAGUCGGCACCGCCAUCAAAUUCCACAGAAUCGUUAAAUGCACAGACAACGGAUUAUUCCUCAGCUCCGAAGACUAAUCAGAGUAAUGAAGUCACUGCCGCAGCUGAGCUUCAUCCAAACCCACCUCAAGUUAAUUCUCUUGUGAACAAUUUAUUGCCUAAUCGGGCACACAUCUCUUCAAAGCCUAUACUACCCACACCUCCCCUUCCACUGCCGCCACAACAACAGCAGCAACAACAACCUAAACUUGGUUGUACACCACCAGUAAUCAAUUCCUUGAAACCUAGAAAUCAGACGAUAAUAUCUCAAAUGGCACAAUUACUACAAGAAAGAGGUAUAGUUUCAUAUCGUAGUCGACCAAUGCCUUCUGGAGCAACGCAUUUAUAUCCAGGAUCACAUCCAUUAUUAGUUUCAUCAGCUCCUGCAUCAACGGAACAUCCUAAAAUGCCUGGAGAAGUUACUGGUGACAAUGAUGACAAUAACAAUAAAAAUAACAACAAUGCUGCUGAUGACGAUAAUGCAAAGAACCGAAAGAAUACCACUAAAACUGGAGGAUAUCAUUCACCGCUGAUGGUUGAAACUGUACUGAGUAAACUUCUGUCUGAAUUAAACAAAUCCCCACAUAAUGGUACAAAUUCUAAUGGUUUGGAUAAUACACUAACCAACAGAAGCAAAUUUAGUCUUAGAACGAAAACUUCAAAAAGAAUAGAUGAUGAAAGAAGACAUACAGCAGAAAUAUCAUCUACAUAUGACAAUAAUAAUGAUAUUUAUGAUAACAAUAACAGUAAUAAUAAUGUUCAUGUGACCGGUGCUACUAACAAUAAUAUCAGUAGAGCAUCAAAUUAUGUUAAAAAUUUAAGUGAAUCACAAAUUUUUAAAGGUGAUAAGAAUUUACAGGAGAAUAAUCAGUCCGCUAUGAAGUCAGCAGCAAUUAUGCAAAAUGGUAGAAGUUUCUCCACUACUACUAAUAUUCAAACUACCAAUAGUAGUGAUAGUAAUGACAGAAAAAGGAAUAAUGAAUCAACUGAUGAUUAUGACAAUGGUAAUAACACCUAUAUUAGACAAGCUUUUAAAGUAACAAAACCUCCAGAAAAAUUAGUUACAUCAAAGGUCUAUGUAAAUUUAUCACCUUCAUCAUCAGCACAAAAAUCAGCUAGUAGUAAUCAACUUUUAGGAUUAACAAGUGAUCAACAAUCAUCAUGUUAUGAAUCACGAAAUUAUCAUCAUCCAGUGAAUACCUCAAGUAAACAGGAUAAUAAAUGUGGAUCAAUUUCAUUGAAUGAUUGGCUACUAGUAGAAUGUAAACAAAUCGGUAAUGAAUCAACAGGUGAACUUGAUUUAAACGUUGGUGAUAUCCUGAGGUGUAUUGAGUUAACUUCUAAACCAGACCAAGCAAAUAUCAACCAUUCGUCCAUCUUGUCAGCAUCAUCAUCAACAAAUGACCAGUGGAUAAAGUGUGAAAAUUGGUUUGGUGUACCGGGUUUAGUAAAUAUCUCCAAUGUUCGAGUUAUAGACAAUACAAAUGAGUUGGCUAGAUUUAUGGAGCAGAGACCACGUGCACGAGUCCUGUAUGCAUUUGAUAAAGAAACUGAAGAUGACUUGGUUUUAAAGCCUGGUGAUAUAAUUUAUUUAUUCGAGGCAAUUGAUGACAAUUGGUAUUAUGGAGAGUCAGCAAGUACUGGUAAUCGUGGAAUGUUCCCAGCAACAUUUAUUCAGGUUAUAAAACCUCUUUAA
Heterobilharzia americana is the source of this 2376-nucleotide messenger RNA. Lineage: Eukaryota; Metazoa; Platyhelminthes; Trematoda; Strigeidida; Schistosomatidae. The record is from the annotation of a GenBank genome assembly.